Molecule: messenger RNA, 1038 nt
Organism: Eucalyptus grandis
Lineage: Eukaryota; Viridiplantae; Streptophyta; Magnoliopsida; Myrtales; Myrtaceae
Product: transcription initiation factor TFIID subunit 7
Exons: 6
Coding region: 198-800 (200 amino acids)
Biological process (GO): RNA polymerase II preinitiation complex assembly; transcription initiation at RNA polymerase II promoter
Cellular component (GO): transcription factor TFIID complex
Molecular function (GO): RNA polymerase II general transcription initiation factor activity
Source: RefSeq, a predicted model, not a curated record
AUCGGAGACAUGCUCUGGCCACAGUAAAAGGAAGAACCGAGCACACCCGCGAAGCGCUCGAUUCCACUCCCUGAGGCGAGGUCGCGCCGGAUUCCGAUCGACCCCUUCGUCCCCUCGAGAAGGAAGAAGAAGAAGGACGCGUGGGGGCAUCCCUUCUUUCCGAGAUCCGUGCACUCGCGAGAGGCACCGUUACAGGCAUGGAGGAACAGUUCAUUCUCCGGGUUCCGCCUUCUGUUGCCGAGCGAAUAGAACGACUAUUGAAUGAAGAUGCAUCUUCUUCUGAUGACAAGGAGUUAGAUUUAUCUUUCUCUGAGGAUGGGAGGACUGGAACUUUUGUCAUUGGAAAUGACCGUUUCACUGCCUCUCUUAUGGAUCUACCAACCGUUGUAGAGUCUUACAAGACCUAUGAUGAUACUAAUAUAAUCAAAACUGCUGACAUUGGUCAGAUGAUAAUGGUCAGAGAACCGGGAGAUCCUGCCCCAGAUGUGGUGGAGUACAGACAUGGUCUGACUCCUCCUAUGAGGGAUGCACGCAAGAGAAGAUUCCGCAGAGAACCUGACCUAAAUCCUGAGCUUGUGCAGCGUGUUGAAAAGGAUCUGUUGAACAUCAUGGCUGGUGGGACAGCAGAAAAUGCUGAUGUGGACAUGGCUGAGCAAGAGGAAGAUGGAGAUGAAAAUUCACGCAAACCAGGCAAGAAGACUGCUCCUAAGCCCGCUGCAAAACCCAAGGUGCUGGAGGCUGAGACUAAUGCGGGGGAACCUGAAAGAAGUGAUUCUGAUGAAUCUGAUGAAUCGGGCUAAUUUGGAUAUUUCUGUUUUCUCUUGGUAGAUAGUGAGGUCUAUAGUAGUUCUUUUGAGAGGUGUGACCGUUCACUGCAACACAUUACCAGUAAAAUGUUGGCUGUCCCCUUGUUCAUUGCCAUUACAUCAGACUAGUUAUACAAAUGUGAAUAUGUUAAUUAUUUCUUUAUUUUCUGGUUGCCUGGAAUGGACAAAAGAAACCUCUUGUCCUUUCUUUAACAAUCCGAUCUCUAGUGGA